AUGGCAUCAAACGCUCCUGACUCACAGCCGAUGGAUGAUAUUGUUCACGAACGAACAUUACCCAUCUAUCCUUUAUCCUCAGCCCCAUCAGGCGACUUCCAAAGGCCCUCUCUAGGUACUCAUGUCAGCCAUGUGACUUCCAGAGUCUCUGAUUACGGCAGGAACGUGCGAGAGAGAAAUGAGGCUGGAGAGGACCUCCCUAGAGACAACAACGCGCUUACGGACCUGCAAUCAUCAGCUGUUGAUUACCUCAAUCGACCUGAUUUCAUCAGCGAUGAAGAUCUCAACGAUCAACCCAGGGUCCCUAUCAAGGUACUUCUCAAUAGCGCAUUACAACUUGACAAGCGUAAUAAUGAGAAACGCUUCCUGCCGAGCGGGGAUCUCAAGACCAUUUGCCACCACUCUGCUGUCUUUCUGCCCGACUUUGAACUUGCAGGAAUGGCCGAUGAAAACCUGCCAUUCAGCGGCAACGAACAACACAUAGAGCUAUGGUGUCGUAUCCCGGGUGGCGAUAAAAGACGCGUAGACUUCUUGAAUCAUCUACACGAUGCAGAAAUGAUGCGAGAAUUUUACAACAAGCAAUGGUGGGUGCAUGUGCCUUUCCUGGACUGGGACAAGGAGAACCGCAAGGCCCUCAACUUUCGAUAUGACCUGGGAACAGUCAUUCCCUGGACAGAAAUUGGCCACCAAGAUACCAGUGGCGGUUUUGGAGUUGUGGAGAAAGUCAAGAUCCAUCAAGACCAUCACUCUUUCACGCAGUAUGAUACGUUUGCCCUCAAGACUAUCAUAAGAACAUGUGAUGAUGACGAUUACAACUUCUUCCAAAAGGAAAUUGCUGCUUUCCGCAAGAUGAGGCCUGGACCUCACUUGGUUGAGCUGUGUGCCACAUUCGAAAUCACACCCAGUGACAACUUCAUGCUACUUUUCCCCUGGGCUGAAGGUGGGAGUCUGCUAGAUUUGAUGAAAAGGCCCCGAAACGAUCUUCUUGAAGCCCACGGCUUGACGGAGAAGGACUUUUUUCGUUGGUCCGCGAUGCAAUGUCGGGGCUUGAUCGAUGCCCUCGGCACCAUUCAUGAUACUCGUAUCAAACAUUCGCACGAUAGCCAAGAUGGAGACCUGAGCAACCCGCACAAGGACUUUGGGAUACAUGGAGACAUAAAGCCUGCCAACAUUCUUCACUUUAGCCAAGAAACAACCCAUUUUCGUCUUGGCAAUCUCAAGGUUGCAGAUUUUGGCCUCGUUACAUUCCACGCACGCGCCUCGAGGACCAUGAUAAAUCGCAAAUCUGCAUAUGCAGCCUCUCAAACAUACCGCUCCCCGGAGCAUGAUAUAGGACACUCCAUGUCCAAGAAGGUUGAUGUCUGGGCUUUGGGAUGUGUAUUCUCAGAGUUGAUGACCUGGGUCAUUCUUGAUAGUGGUUCAUGCAAGGACUACCAACAAGAACGAGCAAACGAGCCGUCACGAUCAAACGAGCUGCAAAAUUUCGGCCCAAAGGUCGGCGGCGUCGAACUAAAAUCAGACCUGGUGGGUUUCGUCGACGUGGAUCCAGGACUAAAAGAUGUGUUUUUCGUGGUGCAAGAACAAACAAAUCGACCUCUACAACUCCCGACGACCUACAAGAGAUACCACUGCUCAAAGUCAGCGUAA
Fusarium pseudograminearum CS3096 is the source of this 1647-nucleotide messenger RNA. RefSeq lists its product as uncharacterized. The transcript has 4 exons. Gene Ontology annotation, biological process: peptidyl-threonine phosphorylation; peptidyl-serine phosphorylation. Gene Ontology annotation, molecular function: protein serine/threonine kinase activity; ATP binding. The record is from RefSeq and is a predicted model, not a curated record. Bases 1 to 1647 code for a protein of 548 amino acids. Lineage: Eukaryota; Fungi; Ascomycota; Sordariomycetes; Hypocreales; Nectriaceae.